Messenger RNA from Monoraphidium neglectum, 1011 nucleotides. RefSeq names its product DNA-directed RNA Polymerase III subunitC5. Gene Ontology annotation, cellular component: RNA polymerase I complex; RNA polymerase III complex. Bases 1 to 1011 code for a protein of 336 amino acids. Gene Ontology annotation, biological process: DNA-templated transcription. Gene Ontology annotation, molecular function: protein dimerization activity. NCBI's taxonomy places the organism in Eukaryota, Viridiplantae, Chlorophyta, Chlorophyceae, Sphaeropleales, Selenastraceae. The record is from RefSeq and is a predicted model, not a curated record. The transcript is spliced from 7 exons.
AUGCCGGGCGAGAAAAAGCACAAGGAGAAAAAGAAGAAGGACAAGGCGCCACAGGAGCUCCCGGAGCACCUUGAGAAACAGCGAAAGUAUGUGAUUUGUGGUCACGACAAGAACUACCAUGAUUUUGCGGACAAUUUUUCGAUAACCGUCAACUCUAUCAGCGACAACGGCAUGACGAUGGAAUUUGAUCUGGUGGGCGUCGACCCCGCAGUAGCAAACGCGCUGCGGCGCAUCCUCAUCGCGGAGAUCCCCACUGUGGCAAUCGAGCAUGACGAGGUCCUGGCGCACCGUCUGGGCCUCGUGCCCAUCAACGUGGACCCCGCUCUUCUUGAGUGGCGCGGCGCCGAGGACGCGGCCAGCGAGGCCAACACCGUCGUGCUGCGCCUCAACGUGCGGUGCAGCAAGGACGCGGCCGGCGGCGUGGUCAACGAGUCGGUCACAUCUGACCAGUUUGAGUGGCUCCCCGCGGGCAGCGACCUGCCCGACGAGACGGGCUGCCGCUUCACAGAGGGCUCCAGCCAGGCGGCGCUGUUCGAGGGCCGCCCCGCGCCCGCGUCCGUCGACGGCAGCAUCCUCCUGGCCAAGCUGCGGCCCGGGCAGGAGAUCGAGCUCGAGGCGCACUGCAUCAAGGGCGUCGGCCGGGAGCACGCAAAGUGGUCGCCCGUCGCCACGGCGUGGUACCGCCUGCACCCCGAGGUGGCGCUGCUGCGGCCCGUGGCGGGCGAGGAGGCCGCUGAGCUGGCGGAGGCGGUGCCGGCGGUGUUUGAGCUGCAGCCGGACGGCGAGUUGGGCGUGCGGGACGUGCGGUCAAAGGAGGCGGAGCGCUCCUUGGAGCGCGUGCGGCGCCUGCUGGAGGAGGAGCGCUGGCGCGGCGUGGUGGAGGUGCGGAAGCGCAAGGAGCACUUCAUCUUUACGAUAGAGUCCACGGGCGCGCUGCCGGCGGCGGAGCUGUUCAAGCAGGCGCUGGCGGCGCUGGCCGGAAAGGCGGAGCGGCUCGAGCGGCGGCUGUGA